This is a messenger RNA of Silurus meridionalis, 783 nucleotides long. RefSeq names its product fatty acid binding protein 4b (gene fabp4b). The record is from RefSeq and is a predicted model, not a curated record. Lineage: Eukaryota; Metazoa; Chordata; Actinopteri; Siluriformes; Siluridae. Gene Ontology annotation, cellular component: nucleus; cytosol. Gene Ontology annotation, molecular function: fatty acid binding. The transcript has 4 exons. Bases 76 to 477 code for a protein of 133 amino acids. Gene Ontology annotation, biological process: fatty acid transport.
UAAUUCUCUAAUUCAGGCUCCCCAGUGUUCAUAUCAGUAUUCGAAUACCAAAGUAUACCAAAAAGCAGUGUUAACAUGGAACAGUUUAUUGGUACAUGGAAAUUGACUGCUAGCGAGAAUUUUGAUGAAUACAUGAAGGCUGUUGGCAUUGGGUUUGCAUCCAGGCAAAUCGCUAAUUUGGCCAAGCCCAGUCUGUUAUUCAGUGUCGAUGAUCAGGGGCUCAUAUUGAUGAAAACCACAACUACCUUCAAGACAGUGGAAAUAAAAUUCCGGUUGGAUGAGGAAUUUGAUGAGCUCACCGCAGAUGACAGGAAGGCGAAGACUGUUAUGAGACUGGUGGAUGGUAAACUCAUUCAAACACAGACCUGGGAAGGCAAGAGCACAAUAAUUGAAAGAGAAGUUCAGGGCGGGAAAUUGUUAGUGAAAUGCAUAAUGGAUGAUGUGGUGUCUAUGAGGACGUAUGAGAGAAAUGAGUGACCCACUUUUACAGACCUGCUGAAAAGUCAAUAGCUGGAUCCUAAAUAGCUACGGAAUCCAAAUUACUGUACACAUAAAGUAUAACAGCUUUUACACUCCAUGCCAAGCACUCAGCAUCCGAGAUGGGAGCCAAGUGGAUUUCUGUAUAACAGCCAGCUUCACUUUCAAAGACCUGUUUUUUUUUUUUAGGUUUUUAAUUAAAACAAUGAUCUCAGUGAUGGAAACAAGCAGUAUGUCAAUAAAAUUGUAUAAAAUAUGCAUGAUAUUUGAUCUUAGAUGAUUUAUUAAAGAAAUUCAUACACAACA